Oncorhynchus masou masou (cherry salmon) is the source of this 4008-nucleotide messenger RNA. Its product is annotated as semaphorin-6B-like. Gene Ontology annotation, cellular component: plasma membrane. Gene Ontology annotation, molecular function: semaphorin receptor binding; chemorepellent activity. Gene Ontology annotation, biological process: neural crest cell migration; negative regulation of axon extension involved in axon guidance; negative chemotaxis. The record is from RefSeq and is a predicted model, not a curated record. The transcript has 16 exons. Bases 13 to 2724 code for a protein of 903 amino acids. NCBI's taxonomy places the organism in Eukaryota, Metazoa, Chordata, Actinopteri, Salmoniformes, Salmonidae.
UGCUGUGCUGCCAUGACAACCAUGGCCCCUCCCCUCACGUUUCUCCUCCUUCUUCUCCGAUUGGCUCACAGUUCUUUCCCAGAGGAGCCCGGUCCGCUCAGCUACGCUCCCUUAGAGGUGGUGAGGAGGUACCCUGUGUUUGUGGGUAGAGCUCAUCAUUCCUCUCAGAGACAGGAGCUGCUCAUUCAGACAGUGCUCCAGGUCAACCGCACUCUCUACAUAGGAGCCAGAGAUGAUCUAUACAGAGUGGAGCUGGACAAUAUGUCAGGGGAUGAAAUGUUCUACAGCAAGAAGCGGACGUGGGAAUCCAAUAAGAAUGACAUUCGAGUCUGCAGAAUGAAGGGCAAACAUGAGGAGGAGUGUCGUAACUUCAUCAAGGUGGUGUUGAGUCGACACGAGGGACUGUUUGUGUGUGGAACCAAUGCCUUCAACCCUUUGUGUGCCAACUACACUAGAGACUCUUUGGAGAUGGUGGGAGAGACGGUCAGCGGGAUGGCUCGUUGCCCGUAUGACCCCAGACACGCCAACGUGGCUCUGUUCGCAGAGGGCAGUCUCUUCACUGGUACUGUAACAGACUUCCUGGCGAUUGAUGCUGUGAUCUAUCGUAGCCUAGGCGACAGCCCCGCUCUUCGCACUGUCAAACACGACUCCAAAUGGUUCAGAGAACCCUUCUUUGUGAGUGCAGUUGAGUGGGGGCCUCACGUCUACUUCUUCUUCAGAGAAAUGGCCAUGGAGUUCCAUCACCUAGAGAAGGUGAUGGUAUCUCGUGUGGCGCGGGUGUGCAAAGGGGACAUGGGGGGCUCUCAGAGGGUGUUGGAGAAACAGUGGACAUCGUUCCUGAAGGCCAGACUGAACUGUUCUGUCCCAGGAGACUCCCACUUCUAUUUCAACCUGCUCCACGCCACCAGCCCCAUACUCAACAUGAACGGCAGAGACGUCAUACUGGGACUGUUCUCGACACCACCCAACAGUAUCCCGGGGUCUGCAGUGUGUGUGUUUGACAUGCAGCAGUUGGCCAGGGUGUUUGAGGGAAGAUUCAAGGAGCAGAAAUCUCCAGAAUCCAUCUGGACACCCGUGCCUGAUGAGCUUGUGCCCAAACCCAGGCCGGGUGGCUGUGCGGUGCAGGGGUCUCCGUUUAGCUCAUCUAAGUCUCUGCCGGAUGAAGUGCUGAACUUUGUAAAGACUCAUCCCUUGAUGGACGAGACCAUACCCUUGGUUGGGCACAGACCUUGGGUUGUCAAGACUAUGGGCAGGUACCAGUUGACCGCAAUGGUGGUGGACACAGAGGCUGGUCCCCAUAGGAACCAUACAGUGUUGUUCCUGGGCUCCACGCGAGGGACCGUCCUGAAAUUCCUCAUCCUCCCCAGCGGAGAAAACUCUCCCACACACAGCAGUGUGUUUCUGGAGGAGGUGGAGGGAUUCAACCCUGAGAAAUGUGGAGAGGACUCUGUCCAGGCCAGACAGUUGUUGUUUCUGUCUCUGGAUCGUCCAAGUCACACUCUGCUGCUGGCCUUCACUUCCUGUCUGGUCAGACUGCCCACAGCACGCUGCCACCUACACUCACGCUGCAUGAAGAGCUGUCUGACCUCCAGAGAUCCCUACUGUGGCUGGACCAGAGGCAGCACCUGCUCCUUCCUCAGACCAGGCACACGGCUUCCUUUUCAACAAGACAGUGAGUACGGCAACUUCUCCCAUCUUGGAGACUGUGAUGGUGUCAUACAGCAGAGUCUGCUGAUCGAGCCGGAGAGCCUGGUCUCCCUCAACCUGCUGGUGGCAUCUGCAGUCUCAGCCUUCACCAUCGGUGCGGCGCUCUCGGGCCUGGCUGUCUGCUGGAUUAUGGCCCACAAGCCUGGCAACCGUCGCCACGGCAACAAUACACCCCAGUCCACUAUCCAGCGUCAGGAGAGGGGGAUGUUGACGUCAGGAGGAGUGAUGGGGGGAUCGGUCCUCAGUGUGACCCGUCAGGGAGGAGGCGAUAGACCCUGCUCUCAGGGCGGCGAGACCCUGUUUGUGAUGCCCAACGGCUGGGGGAAGUCAGGGGAGCUGGACCCAGGGUUCCUGCCUACUCCGGAGCACACGCCCCAGCAGAAAAGACGCGGGCUCAGGCUGUCUGAUUCUGGAUCAGGGGGGUGGGAUAACAGCCAGACCUACCUGGGAGGGAGUACCAUGGGGCUGGCGUCUCCCUGCCCUCUCCCUUGCCCCCCACACCCCUCCACCGCUGUCUACCUGACCACCAGACUAUUUCAGGGGGGAGGAGGAGGGAGGCACGGGGGUGAGGAGCGAGGAAGAGGAGGGGAGACUCCUCGCCAGCACUACGUGUGCCUGAGCAAGCCCCGGGGGGAGAAGGGCAGAAGUGGGACACCAAAGUCGGCGCUUCGUAAGUCGGCAGGGGAGUACGUGUACCCCAUGACCCCCCAGGAUUCUCCGGAUAGGAGGAGGGUGGUGUCAGCCCCCAGUGCCCCUAUGGAGUUUGGGGAGCCCCUGCCACUCCGCUGGCCUCCCCAGGAAGGCUACAUCCUCAGCAGCCAGGGCAUGGUCCCUGUACCUCCAUCCUCCAUGCCCACCAUCAAAGGCCAGCAGUACGUGGCCCAGCACCACACACCCGGGCCGGGCAGGUCUCAGCUGAGAGGGGCCUUGGGGAGAGGAGAGCUGGGGGAGCUGGUGGAUCUCAGCCAGCUGCUGAGUAAGAAGAGUUCCAAUGAGAGGACUCACAACGGGCAGUGAUCAAGCAGGGAAACCAUGUCUCUUUCUAUAUCGUUCUCUUUCUGUCUGUUCUACCUUUUCUCUCACUCUCUCUUUCUCUCUGAUCUCUUUCUCUGUCAUUGUCAUUUAGUCCUCUGGAUAUCUCUGUAUCUCGCUGGCGGACUCCUGAGGCUGUUCUCGCUGGCAGACUCCUGAGGCUGUUCUCGCUGGCAGACUCCUGAGGCUGUUCUCGCUGGCAGACUCCUGAGGCUGUUCUCGCUGGCGGACUCCUGAGGCUGUUCUCGCUGGCAGACUCCUGAGGCUGUUCUCGCUGGCAGACUCCUGAGGCUGUUCUCGCUGGCGGACUCCUGAGGCUGUUCUCGCUGGCAGACUCCUGAGGCUGUUCUCGCUGGCAGACUCCUGAGGCUGUUCUCGCUGGCAGACUCCUGAGGCUGUUCUCGCUGGCAGACUCCUGAGGCUGUUCUCGCUGGCGGACUCCUGAGGCUGUUCUCGCUGGCAGACUCCUGAGGCUGUUCUCUCUGGCGGACUCCUGAGGCUGUUCUCUCUGUGACUGGUUGAUGCUGCUAUCACUCAUACCCUGCUUGGCUGUGAUUGGUCAGUGAAAGUGAGGUUGUUGCUGUGUCUGCAUUGCAGAGCUGCCUCUCCCCUCUGGCUGCUUAGAGAGGGGAGAGAGGAGGAGAGAGAGAUAGAGGGAUUGAAAGAGGUGAGAAAGAGGGAUGGAGAUGGAAAGAGAAAAGGGAAGGAAGAGUUUGCUCGACAGCAGAAUUCUUCCAAAAGAACAUUAAGAGAGAACCAUAAAUAGGAAGGAACAUACAAGGAGACCCAGAGACAGACACUUCCCAGAGACAGGACUGGCCGAACAACAUGGCCACAGAGCCCACUGUCAGGUGUCAGAAGACGAGACCCAGUGGACAUCACUCCUACACAGUGUACUCUGUCCACCUUCCAGUGCAGACUGAUUGGCACUCUCUGACAAUAAGACAAUGGAGGACACUGAAACAUGAAUUGUAAACACAUUACUUUGAAGCAUCUUGCUGCAGGUGAAUGAAGCAGACACCCCCUGGGCUCACACGUCAGUUCAUCAUCUACUUUUGAUUUACACUUGAUUUACAACUCAACCAAAACUGUCAUUUGGUUCAUAAUAACGUGAAUUUAAUGUGAAAUCAACGAGAAAAUGUCACCAGGUCAUUGGAUAUAGGUGAACAGUUGGGUGAAAACAAGAGCAAAUGCCCUUACGUUGAUUCAAUGUCAUCACAUAGAUUUCUGGGGUUGAAAUGACGUGGAAACAAUGUUGAUUCAAACAGU